This is a messenger RNA of Pocillopora meandrina, 385 nucleotides long. NCBI's taxonomy places the organism in Eukaryota, Metazoa, Cnidaria, Anthozoa, Scleractinia, Pocilloporidae. The record is from the annotation of a GenBank genome assembly.
AUGGGAAAUCCAAAGGAUAUCCAUCCGGUUAACCCUAACACAGGUUGGAACUAAUACAAGGACGGUCUAAAGAUCGGAACUUCAAAAGAUGAUAGGAAAUAGUCUUGUGAUAUCCUUUCAUAGAAAGUGUAAGAUUUUAUGCUUGAACCGUCUUUUUUAAGCGGAGGACUGCGAACUUUGAAUCUUUGUGAUGCGUCUUAUAGUUCCCGCUGCUAUUGUGGCCAUGGGAAAUCACACUGCCGUUAAGGGUGGAGCUAUUGUGCUUUGUUGCAAACUAACCACCAACUGUCUUAUGGGCUCAUGUAAAAUCAGGCGGAACAUGGAACCAGAAAAAAUGGAGUAUUGGAGAUAUCCAGGUAGAGAAACUUGGAGAAUACAGGUGUAA